Messenger RNA from Poeciliopsis prolifica (blackstripe livebearer), 2697 nucleotides. Its product is annotated as neurofilament light polypeptide. Gene Ontology annotation, biological process: neurofilament bundle assembly. The transcript is spliced from 3 exons. NCBI's taxonomy places the organism in Eukaryota, Metazoa, Chordata, Actinopteri, Cyprinodontiformes, Poeciliidae. Gene Ontology annotation, cellular component: cytoplasm; axon; intermediate filament. The record is from RefSeq and is a predicted model, not a curated record. Bases 132 to 2327 code for a protein of 731 amino acids. Gene Ontology annotation, molecular function: structural constituent of cytoskeleton.
UAAAGCACCGGCUGACGCGACACCUUUUCAGCACCACGGACAGCUUCGUUCUGCAAACUGGGCAGCUGGUGCGCGACUAUAAAAGCCCGCACCGACGCCUCGCUCUCUGCGCACUGAUCCGCACUGACGACAUGAGCCACAGGAUGGACGACAGGUUCGGCUUCCCUCGUGGAGCCCUUCACGACACGUAUUCACAACACAAGCCGAGACGAUCGGAACUAGAAUCCAGGAGCGUUUCCGCGGACGUGAGCUCCCCGCACGCCGGGUCUGGACAGCGCAACGAGAAAGAGCUGAUGCACGGCUUGAACGACCGACUCGCAGGCUUCAUAGAGAAGGUGCACCGGCUAGAGAACCACAACCAUCUCCUGGAGAGGGAAAUUGAAGACAUCAGGGGGAGAGUGAAGCCCGCGUCUUGCUUGGAGGAAGAGUAUGGUCCAGAGCUGAGGAGGCUGAGGCAGCUGCUGCAGGACAUCACCCACCAGAAGAACCAGAUUGAGAUCGAACAUCACAACCUGGAGGAAGAGCUCUCCACCUUGAGGAAACGGCAUGAGCGGGAGACGGAGAGCAGAUCAGAGGCUGCGAACAGCAUAGUGACCCUGAAGAAAGACAUGGGCGAAGCGUACCAGGCCAAACUGCUGCUGGACCGGAAAGUGGAGUCGCUCGUGGAUGAAAUCAACUUUCUGAAGAGAAACCACGAGGCCGAAGUGUCGGAGAUGUGCGACCACAUUCAAGAAGCUCAGCUUAAAUUUAAGGCGCACGAAUUUGGCCAUACCGGCGUCACUGCGGCACUCCGGGACAUCAGGACGCAGCUGGAAGGUCACGCCGGGUCCGACGUCCAGCUGGCCGGGGAAAGUUUCCGAGUUCAGUUUGCGAGACUGACGGAGGCCGCCGAGGUCAAGAGAGAGGCGCUGAAAGCGAGCCAGCGGGAGAUCCAGGAGUACAAGAAGCGUCUGCAGACCAAGAGCGUCGAGCUGGACUGCGCCAAAGGCACCAGAGAAGCUCUGGAGGCGCAGCUUCACGACGUCGAGGACCGCCACAAGCAGGAACUUAUUCACUAUCAGAACACAAUCAAAGAGCUUGAAAAUGAGCUCAUAAACUGCAAAUUCGACAUGUCCGGCAACUUGAGGGAGUACCAGGACCUGCUGAACGUGAAGAUGGCUUUGGAUGUGGAGAUAUUUUCAUACAGGAAACUCCUCUGUGGCGAGGAGGCUCGUCUGUCCUCCAUCUCCGUCUCCGACCCGCAGAUCCCCUUGCCCCAUAUCUACCAUCAAUCACCUAUUUACACCCUCCCCAGCUUCAAUCGACCAGGAGUCACGCAGAGGAGAGCAGAGCCCAAGUACAAGUUUGUGGAGGAGAUCAUAACAGAAACCACCAGGGAGAUCGAGAUGUCAGAGUUCGAGGAGACGGGAUCAGAGGAGACGGAUGUGGGGAAGGAUGAGCAGGAGUGUGGAAAAAGUGAGAAAGGGGGCAGCGAGGAAGAAGGUGAUCAUCAGGACAGUCGAGAGGAUGACGGAAACCAGAUGUCUGACAGUCAGCAGAGUCAAAUAGCCUCCGAUGAAAAGUUGGAAAGUGAGGAUGAUGGAAAGGUAGCUGAUGAUGUGGAGGAUAAUAAGAAAGAACAAAACCACAGUGAAGAAUCAGAGAAGACAGCGGCUCUCAGCGGUGAAAACAUGGACACAGAGGUAGAUGACAACAAACCGGUUGAGGACAUGAAGGAGAAAGAAACUGCAGCAGUACCUCAUAAAACAGAUAUCUCUUCAAAACAGCAUGAUUCAGAUAAAUCAGAGGGGUAUCUAGUUAAAUCUGAUGAGGAUAAACAGGGUUCAACUGGGGCAGAAAGCUUUACCGCAGCACAAAGUGUGAAGCCUGCUGAUGAAACCGUGGUUUCAAAAUAUGAGGAAGAUAACAAAACUCUACAGCACAGUGGUGUAGAGGCGCAGGAGAAAGCCAAAGAAUUGGCUGGAGAAGAAGUUGUGUUGACGAAGAUGGAGGAACGUGUAGAAAUUGCAAAAGCACCUUCAACUCCACCUGAAAAUCAGGAGAAAGAAGUGAGCCAAAUGGAACAAAAGGAAACUACUAGGAUUGAUUCUGCAAAAGUUGAGAAAGAAAACACAAAAAGCACCAUAGAUGCUAUACGUGAAAGCAAUAAAGACCAAGAUAAUUUCCCGUCUUCCAAAUCUACAGCGAAAGCAGAGGCUGAGCAACCAGAAAGAGGUGACAAAACCCAAAUCGCUUCAGCUGCUUUGCAAAAGGAAAAAACAUCUGUGACUGCAGAAACAAAAGAGUUACAGCGGGGGCCUGCAAACAGCAGCCAGACACUGAUCUAAAAUUGAUCUAAAGAUUCAAAAGAAAAUAAACAAAAAAAAAAAAGAGCUUUUGCUUAAGUUAAGAAUGGACAAUAAAAUGUUGCAUUCAAAGAGAUGACAGCCAAAAAUAAAGAAGAGUUCAAAAAUCAAAUGUCUAAUUUUGGCACCAGUAGUUGAGCACAAAGAACAGUGCAAAGUACUGGAAUGUAUUUCCAACGUUCUUGUAUUAAAAGAACAGAAUAGGCUUUAUUUUUUGCAGCAUGACUGACCUCAAAGUUAAAACUGGAUUUCAGAUAUCGUGAAACAACAAAACAACCUAAUGUAACUAUGAAUGUAGAUGCAUUUUGGUCAUUUGUUUGACUGACAUUGACUUUGGUAUGGUGUGUGCAAA